UUCAAUCAUACUCCACAUCAUACUUAUCGAAGGUGGCAACAAUUGAUCGCCAAAAACAUUAUUUUCUGCCUGCGUAGAAGUUUGGCAAACCCAAAAUCGCAUGGCGGAACCGGAAAAGGGGCGUGCCAAGGACGACAGCCUUUGGCAAAGCCGUCCCCAUGCUCACCAAUCCAAGCCUCAGAUCCGAAAGGAGCGGCGACUUUCGCCACAGGCCAAUCAUCCUCAUGAGAAAGACCAGCUACAAGAUCGUCGUUUAAUGGAAACUCGGAGCUCCUCUGAGGUGGAGCAAGCUCUACCGGAAAUUAUAGUGGCGGGAAAGUACCGCUUACUGAAGCGCAUUGGAAACGGUUCCUUCGGAGAACUGUUUCAGGCCGAAAGCCUCAAGUACCACGAGAAGGUAGCCAUAAAACUUGAGAGCUCCACGGUCAAGUACCCAUUGCUGCCCCGCGAGGCCAGGAUCUAUGGAAUUCUGCAGGGCGGAUUGGGAAUCCCGCAUGUGCGGCACUAUGCCACUGAGGGAGCGUACAAUGUCAUGGUGAUGGACCUCCUGGGGCCCACUCUGGAGGAUCUGCUGAACCUCUGCUCACGCUCCUUCAGCAUGAAGACCACCCUGAUGCUGGCCGACCAGAUACUGGCCCGCGUAGAGCUCCUCCACCGCAAGUGCUUCAUCCACCGAGACAUCAAGCCGGACAACUUCCUGAUGGGCCUGAACCGCCACCAAACCCAGGUGUAUAUGAUUGACUUCGGACUGGCCAAGAAGUUUUACAGCCUGCGUUCCCAGAAGCACAUUGGCUACACGGAGAACCGGGAUCUAGUAGGUACGGCCCGGUACGCCAGUGUGCGGGCCCAUUAUGCGGAGCAGAGUCGUCGGGAUGAUCUGGAGUCCGUGGGCUACUUACUCCUCUAUUUCCAGCGGGGACGUCUUCCCUGGCAGGGGAUCCGGGCGCAGUCGCAGGCCCAGAAGUACGAGAAGAUAGCUGAGUACAAGUCCAACAUCCCACUUCAGCAACUCUGUUCCGGAUUGCCCAUUGAGUUCUUCAUGUACCUGAAGUACUGCCGGAAGCUGCACUUUGCCGAGAAGCCGGACUACGUGUAUUUACAGCAGCUGUUUAAGGUGCUCUUCCGGAACCAGUACAAGUUGUGUGACUUUCUCUUCGACUGGUUCGUUCUGAAGAGGGGAUCUGAGGCACAACAGGCGAAGCAAAAGGGUACGGAAAGAGACAGAGGUGGAAAAAGAAGUGGGGUGGUGCAGAAGGAGAGGCAUCUAAAUAAGGAUAAGGGUAGGGAUUGUCAUACGCAGAGGUAUCGAAAAAAAAAUGGGGAAAUGGGUGUCGAGGAAAAUAAAAGUACUAAUGGGGAAGACCCAAUUGGAGAUAAGCCCCGGAACAAGAAUGGCAAGGCCUGCUCUUGCAGUUACCACCUCCAGACGAAGCGUCCCCAGGAUCGAGAUCAGAGGAUGCCUCUGAUGACCGAGCGAAGGAUCCUUCCGGAGGAGCAGGCGCAGCGGGAGUCCCAUCAAAUGCCGCCCUGCCUUUGAUAUUACGCUGCUUGUAUACUAUAUUUAGCAACUAUAUUUCCCCAGCUCAGA
Molecule: messenger RNA, 1588 nt
Organism: Drosophila santomea
Lineage: Eukaryota; Metazoa; Arthropoda; Insecta; Diptera; Drosophilidae
Product: casein kinase I
Exons: 1
Coding region: 101-1537 (478 amino acids)
Biological process (GO): endocytosis; peptidyl-serine phosphorylation; signal transduction
Cellular component (GO): cytoplasm; nucleus
Molecular function (GO): ATP binding; protein serine/threonine kinase activity
Source: RefSeq, a predicted model, not a curated record